AUGGCGAAUUUUGACAACCUGAUGUCCUUUUCGUCCGACGAAGAAGACAACGUGGCCGUAAAUUCGGAAGUGUCUUGGCUCACAGUUUUGUCCUCAGAAUUUAGCGUCAGCGCUAGAGGCCGAUCUGGAACCGAAAGCACACGUUCGUUGUCGCCGAAUUUCUGUCCCUCAGACAGCCAUCCCGCUAGCGCUUGUGGAAACAACAGAGGGUACUUGGAAGACUACCAACGAGCGGUGAAAACAGAAACACGGUCUUCGCAAUCGAGCUUUCCCAGUAAUAGCCAACGCUUAAAUUGGGUUGAAUUUCCAAGUGAUAGUGAUGAAGGUCGUGACAGUCUGUUUAAUCAACAACGUCAAUUAAGGACAUCUCGUUCCUGGGACGAAUUAACGCCCCCUACGAGUCCAGUGAAAAAGCGUAAUAAUAUUCCCCAAUUUCCACAAGGUGGAUUUGCAAAUUAUCACAAGUCCUUCAGGCCACCAUCAGAGUUAUUGGAUCACGAAGGAACAGCUUCUUACAAUGGCUCAGGUGUAUUUAAAAACAAUAACAGCCCACCAUCUUACACCUCUAAUUUGUUUGUGACCUUGAAUAGUCAGCGUUAUGGAGUUCAGAAUACAAAUCAGUCUGUCAUAACCACUGCAUCUUCCAAUUCGAGCAGCGAACAUCCUUAUGGUUCUAUCACCCUAAAGCUCAAAGGAGAAUUAUCCACCAGAGGAAGCAGAGAGGAAGUUGGAGCAUCUCAAGAUUCUCUGUCAGAUGAACUUGUUUUUCCAGAAAAGGAUAAUGAGACUUCUGAGCAGCCAGCUAUUAAUUCUAGUAACAUAAGGCCUCUUAAAGUGCAACUUCCCCCUGAGGAGACCCCCAAAGGUCCUAAAGAAAAACUAAAGAAAACUGUUUCUCGUAGCAAAUCUGUUCCUCACCCUCGUCCACCUUUACCUACUCUCACCGACCAUCCUUUCUCAUCUUCAUUUCCCGACAAGAAAUCACCAGCUGCCUCAGAAUCCAGUAAACGUAAUUCAAAAUUCAUUUUCUAUGGGGAUGGAUUAUUUGAUGUGGCAAAAGAGCGAAAUGAAGAGGCUACUGCUUUCAGUGAAAUGAUGUCAAGACUCAGAUCAAACGUUCACUGGGAUGAUCAAACAAACCCUGGUCACGUGAUUAGUCCUACAAUACCUUAUGAUUAUGAAACAUUUCCUCACAACACAGAGGCAAAACUCGCCAUUUACACAGAGGGGCGGAAGGACACCCUCAAGUUUAUCUUCAGUGUUCACAGUCAAAUAAGCAGAGUAAUUGAACUGGCUUUGAGUUGUUUGUUGGACGACAGUAAACUGAUAAACUUCAGCGCUGCUUACUCCUACGUUCUCAAAGUCUGUGGGCGAUCUGAGUACCUUCAAGCAAAUAGUGUUUUGAUACAAUAUGGUUAUGUCCAGGAAUGCGUGAAAUUUGGACGAGAGGUGGAACUUGUGCUGCUUGAAAGUUGGCAAGUCUCAAGGCAGCUGGCCAGGACUGAAGACGACGACAUAGAUGACAGUGUUCCGCGGAACUACAAGGAAUUCUUUGAUUGCCCCGUCAGUACUGCAGUUUCUGAAUAUGGACUGACUGUGCUCUUGGAAGCAUUCAACGAUGAACUUGUCAAGCUUAAGGAAGAGACGACCAACCAAAUCAACCCACGAUUUGAGCCUAGUCGGGUAAUUCAAUCUGUGAAAGCAAUCUGCGCAACUCUUGCUUCCUUGGAGACCAAACAAGUGAUUAAUUCAGUUCAAAACUUGAGAGGACUACAGAGUGCUCAUGCACCAGGAAGAGAAGUCCCUGACGAGGCAGUGUUUUAUGACGCCGUAAAAAAGCUACAGGCAGCCGUUUUGCUUCUGAUUGAGACUUACUGUGACGCUUUCGAUACUGAUUUUGUACCGACCAGGGCUGAAAGACCAAAACUGGCGGGAUCUGUUGAAGUCACCGCCAUGACAGACAACUUUGGUGUGCACGUGGCUUUCGCUAACAGACUGCCUUUACAUUGGAAUCAGGACUUUGAUCGCUUCGAAGUACAGUGCGGUGUUUACUACGGAGGGCGCUUGUCUUGUCCUGUUGAAGUAACGCAACAACGUCAAAUCACUAGAUAUUUCUUUAAUCAGCUGCGAUGGGAUGAGUGGCUUCAAUUCAAGAUCCAAGUGCGUCAGCUACCGCGAGAGUCCCGUCUCUGUCUCACCCUUUAUGGAAUUGCCGUAACCGGUAAGGGCAACUCUCUGAACACCACCAGGACCCCACUUGGAUGGGUGGCAAUUCCCCUCUUCGACUUCAAAGGCGUGUUGGUUUCAGGCACGCAUCUUCUUGGAUUGUGGCCCGACGACGUUGCAAACCCUGUGGGAAGUUGUACGUCUAAUCUUCUCCAUCCCUCGAGCGUUAUGCUACAGGUCGAAUUUGAGCCUUAUUUGGCUGACAUUGUGUUUCCGGAUUUCGAGACCAAUGGCUGGUUGGCUUACGAUGAAACUGAUCGCUGUGAAGCUCAAGCCAGGAAUGCCGACGUGUACAAGCCCAUUUUGGAAAAAGACCUGUUCAACGAGCUUAAGCCGGAAGAGAGCGAACUUUUGUGGGAGCACCGCUAUUACUGUAAGUCAGUGCCAAAAGCGUUACCUCUCAUUCUUUCUGCAGCACCGUCAUGGGAGUACCAAUAUCUUCCAGUGAUCUACAGCUUAUUAGCUUCCUGGGCGCCUCUAAAGCCGGUGGACGCAAUGGAACUGCUCAAAGUCAGCUUCCCUGACACCUGUGUGCGAGCUACAGCUGUUGAUUGGAUGGAGGCACUUGUUGAUGACGAACUUUGCGAUUACCUUCCACAGCUUGUCCAGGCAUUAAAGUAUGAAAUAUAUCAUGACUCUGCCUUGGUUCAAUUCCUCGUUCGCCGUGCUCUCGCCAGCGUUCGCGUCAUGCACUACCUGUUCUGGUACUUGAAAGAUAACAUCAGCGAUCCUCAGUUCGGUCAACGCUUUCAAAUCAUUCUCGGUGGCCUCCUGAGUAUCUGUGGCAAUGCGCAGAGAACUGAGUUUACCAAACAAGACGAGAUCGUCCAUGACCUUAUCCAUGUGGCGCAGCACGUCAAAAGCGCUAAAGAUUCUUUGAGGACGAACAUUCUUCAGCAAGAGUUAGCUGUGGUUGCUGCGAACAUGUUCACAAGCGUAAGACUUCCCAUAAGCCCAAGCUAUGAGGUCAAAGUCAUCGACGUUAAGGGCUGCGGCUACUUCACCUCCAACUCCGCUCCUCUGAAACUCAUUUUCAAGAACUCAGACCCAUUUGGCGAAGACGUACACGCCAUGUUCAAAAUCGGCGACGACAUGAGACAAGACAGGCUUAUUAUGCAACUGGUUGGUAUCAUGAACAAGAUCUGGUUACGAGAGGGAAUCGACUUAAAAAUGAUCACCUACAAGUGCAUAGCAACUGGAAUCGGCAUGGGAAUGGUGGAAAUUGUUAAGGAGUCAGUAACACUUCGAGAGAUCCACACUGAGUUGGGCUUAACAGGGUCUUUCAAGGACGAGCCAAUCGCGAGAUGGAUCCAGAAGUACAAUCCAGGUGAAGAAAGCUACCACCAAGCGGUUGAGAAUUUCACAGCCUCCUGUGCUGGCUACUGUGUUGCCACGUACGUCCUCGGAAUCUGCGAUCGUCACAACGAUAACAUAAUGAUCAAGAGAAGCGGCCACCUUUUUCACAUCGAUUUUGCUAAAAUACUUGGCAAUGCACAAAUGUUCGGAUCAUUUCGCCGCGAUCGGGCUCCUUUCGUACUGACUUCGGACAUGGCUUUCGUCAUAAACGAUGGUUACGAACCGAGUAGCCGUUUUCAGGACUUUAUUGACCUUUGUUGUAGGGCGUUCAACGUCAUCCGGCGCCAUUCCAACUUGUUACUUAACCUGCUGUCGCUGAUGCUUAAUUCCGGAAUUUCUUGUUUAAGUAAAGUUUCUGAUUUAAGCUACAUUCGGGAUUCGUUGCUCCCAGACUCAUCCGAAGCAGAAGCCACAACCGUGUUUACUCGCCUCAUAGAGUCCAGUCUCUCCUCGUGGUUUACUCAGGUGAACUUUUUCAUUCAUAACGUGGCACAGAUUCGAGAUGUUGGCCAACUAAGAAUUUCAUCGCCUGCCAAUUCCGUAGCAAGCUCAAUUCUUUCGUUUGCUCGUGGUACAUACUCAAUCCAAUCGGACGGUUUGAUUGACUCUGCGCGUGUCGUGGAUUUUCACAAACGCUACAGUCCUGAAAAAUAUUACAUCUAUGUUUUGAACGUUUGCCGCGUUGACGUCCAAGAACCGUCGUUCGUGUUUCGUCGAUUCAGUCACUUUCAUGAGCUGAACGCAAAACUCACCGAAGAAUUUCCGCAAAGGAACUUUCCGAGGCUUCCGAGCAAGAUCUACCUUGGUCGUUCCCAGAUCCGAGUAGUUGCCGAGCGGAGGAGAAACGAACUCGACGACUAUAUCCGACACUUGCUAAUGAUGCCGCCUGAAAUCUCCGAGUCUGAGCUUCUGUACACCUUUCUUCAUCCCUCACAGCAGGACCACUUAGAAGCUAGCAAGUUCUCCAUGCGCUUACUCCCCGAAGAGAAACGAAACCGAGAGCGAGCAAUCGGUGGUAAAGUGAAGUUGUUGAUUCGACACGAACACGAAACACUUCGCGUGAUGGUUAUGCAUGCAAAGGAGUUGUCCCCGAGGAAUCAAACGAAUUUGGCGGAUCCGUAUGUCAAACUGUACCUCUUGCCAGAUCCCAUUAAGGCCACGAAGCUCAAGACGAGGAUUGCGCGAAGGACCCUUAAUCCGACGUACAACGAAACCUUGUGUUACAGCAUAUCGGAGCGUGAGGCACGACAACGUCUCCUUCAGGUUACCGUGCUAGAUCAUGAUUACGUUGGUGAAAACGAAUUUCUUGGCGGAGUACUGAUGGAUCUUUCACAAGCUGAGCUCAAGAAAUCAGUGGCCCGUUGGUACACUCUAACAGACAUCAGAAAACCGCAGUGAAUAAGGCGCAUGAGCGAAUUUCAUCGUCCUGAAAUUAACGUUUUCAUAUAUUUGCAGCAGAAGGAACCAAUCCUGCAAUCCUUCAGUUGGAGCUCGUUAAGGCUCUUCUCCUGGAGAUAAAUGGACCUCCCCAGCCAAUAGGAAAGAAGUGCGUGGCUUUUUCCUCUUAUUUGAGAAUUGCAUCAUGGAAAGCAAAUAUGUGAGGUAUGCCGCGUAUUCAAUACUUGGCCAAGAACAAUUGAAAAUAGGUUAUCUCGUAACCAAGAGAGACUGCCCAAUUAUAUACUCUGUUGUGGUGACUUACGACCUUACCACUCUAUGAUGAGUUGGUUGACUUCUUAUAUUAUCUUGUAGAAUUUUUUAUUAAUUAGUAUGUAGUAGUCAAUUCUCGUUGGAAUUAUAAUUUCAAUCUGAGUAUCAGAUUUUGCGUUAAACGCAGUACAAAGAAACGAGUUUUAGAGUUAGAAGAAAUGGAUUCAUUUUCAGGAUAGCAUCUUUCGAUUUAAAGAAGGUUUCGGUCUAGUUCGACGUAGUUUUUAUUUCACUUUUAACCUGUGUACAGUCGACUUCUUCCCCACAUCUAGUGAACAGGAUUUCCUGAUGGAGAUUCGUUAAAAAAAAGCCCCAUCGAAAGCGAGACACCUUAAUUUUCUCCUUAUUUUCGCCCUGUCUGUUCACAGACUACUCCCCGUAAAAGAAACUAAGGGGACGAAGAGUCUGUACACGGGCUACAGUGUUUUAAUUAAAGAAAUUUUCGAAUCCAUAACAGAGAGGUAAAGCACCACGUUUACGACUGCUUCCCGUUCACCGUCAAUAACCUAUUUUCUAACUGCAGCUUUACUUUGGUCACUAGAAUUGCUUGGAAAAUAAAUACUCUUUUGGGACGGGGGCUAGGGGGGACUUAAGCGUGGUGCAUAUUGUUUAACAACAGAAUCGUGGACUAAAAUCUGUACUUAGAUAACAUUAAUUCCCAAUUUACUGUGUAAGAUGCCUUUCAAAGAUUCAACGAUACUUAAAAAGUGAUGAAAAGUUAUUUAUUUGUCCGCGUGUCACAUUUUUCAGGCGCUUUUUUUCUUGCCUUUCCGCAUCUUAAGGGAAGAGUGUAUAAUUUGUGCGCUUACUGCGAACUAAGCUAUACGUAGACGUUACUUUACACAGUUACACCAAGAGAGAAUAAUGGCCCAGAGAGGGAAUCGCCCAGAUAUGUGAAUUUCACCAAAGUUAUUUUUAGACCAAUUAAACGCUUGAGAUCAAUGGGACGUUAUUUUCCAGAGAGGCCCGCAAACUUUUAUUCACUGUCGUCAAGAGAGAAUUAAACAGUCUCCACCACAAUGUUCUGCAUUGUUUGCUUUGAGCCGGGCAGUCGCUCAUUGACUUGAUGAAGUUUCAAACAAUAAAAUUUUUGAUUAAAAUGUGCAAAUGUCCCUGUAAUUAGACUUCCGUUUAAUUAUACAACCUCUAAAAAUAACUUUAGUGAAAUUCACAUUUCCCGGCCAAAGCCCUUGAUUCCCUCUUUGUCAAAAGUUUCUACUUAUGUUUUAUUAAGUGUGCAAUUUGCAGGCACAAUUUCCCUAAGGAUUUGUGCCCAGCGAAAACAAUUAUGGCAUGAAUUAACCAAUCUUACCAAGGGCAAAGGGCUCCGCGAAACGUUAGCGUUCGGAUCUCUUUGGUGUGGCAAAUUUCACCCUCCCUCUCCUCCCUACUCAUCACCACAAUUUUUGAUCAUUUGAAACAAGCUCCUUAAUUUCUUUUAAGUACUUUACACGAGUUCCACAUUGGCGUGCCCUGUUAAAUUCAAUCUAUUUAAGUGGCCAUAUGUACUCAAAAAAAGUUUUGACUUGAGAAUGGGUGACCAGUUCACGCAAAUUCCGAAAUUCGAUGUCUGCAAAAAAAAAAAAAACAAUUUGCAGACAGGGAUUGAAAUAAGCGUUGGUUAUUCUUAAAGAAGAGUCCCUCUCUUGUGAUAAAUCGAAUUUAAUUUUAAGAGAGUUAUACAAAGGACGAUAAGAAAUUCACUAUAGUUGUAAUCAUCAUCGAGACCCACAGGGGCGCAGUUAAUCAGG
This is a messenger RNA of Porites lobata, 7043 nucleotides long. Lineage: Eukaryota; Metazoa; Cnidaria; Anthozoa; Scleractinia; Poritidae. The record is from the annotation of a GenBank genome assembly.